AUGGAGCUGGAAGAACUUAGUGCAGAUAUGGAAGAGGACACAGGGACGACGGAUGAGGUAGAUAAUGAUGAUGGCUUUGUUGACGAGGUCGAGUUGUUGGACAAGAAAGAGCGGGCCGCACUAAACAAAGAGAUAAGACCAGUCAAAUUAGCACUUGUCAAAAUUCUAAAGGACGCUACACUUUACUUCUCGCGUGCAACACCUACUAACCUUGCGACAGUGAUACCAGCAAUGGAUCACGUCGACAAGAUGCUCAUGUCCUAUUCGUGCAACAAGAAAUAUCUGCCUUCAAUUCAUUCAGCAGUUCAGCUCACAAAAAAGACACUCAACCGGUCUCACACAUAUCGGAUCUCCAUGGUAUUACAUCCCCAACACAAGCUAUUAUACUUCAAGGCAGCAGACUGGGAAGACAACUAA
Messenger RNA from Suillus fuscotomentosus, 417 nucleotides. RefSeq lists its product as uncharacterized. NCBI's taxonomy places the organism in Eukaryota, Fungi, Basidiomycota, Agaricomycetes, Boletales, Suillaceae. The transcript has 4 exons. Bases 1 to 417 code for a protein of 138 amino acids. The record is from RefSeq and is a predicted model, not a curated record.